UAACAGACUUCUCUCAGUAAAAUGCAGUUUUACACGACCAUGCCACAUGCACAUCAGUCACAAAAAUCAGAGGCUACAGUCCCAAUGGAUCCUGGAAAUCAGUUCAAAUGCCUCAACGCAGACAAGCAGCAGUUGGAGAACUCCAAGCAAACUGAAUGGAUUGGCAUGGGGAGAAGCGGCACUCUCAACCUGGCUAAGCGGCAGCUUUGGAACUGGAUUUGUCUUUUAAUGGUUUCCAUGUCCUUGUUACUCCGACCAGUGUGCUGCCAAACAUGUCGUAUUCAACGCUGUAAUGCGGAGUACGUGGCUUCCUUUUCACCCUCCGGUGGUCUGCAAGAAGAGGUGCUCCCAGAUGUGGACUACUGCAUCGCUCUGAGGGCCUAUUCCUUGUGUACUCGCCGCACUGCUCGUAGCUGUAGAGGAGACUUGGUGUACCACUCUGCUGUAUUUCGUAUUAAAGAUCUUUUUGCACAGCAUAACUGCUCCAGCGAUGGCCCUACGUCAUCGGCCAAAGUGCCCAGCACAUCCAGGCCGCCCGUGGUGGAUGUGUGCAACUAUGAAAGUCGGGUGCUUGCCUUGGGCCCUGCUGCCCAACAGAAAAAGUAUGGACAUUGUGGAUUAUUCGGAGAUCCUCACUUGCGGACUUUUCGGGAUGAGUUCCAGACAUGUAGGGUUGAGGGAGCCUGGCCACUCAUCCACAACCGGUACCUUUCAGUUCAAGUCACAAAUGUACCAGUCGUUGAAGGCUCCAGUGCCACAGCAACCAACAAGAUAACAGUCAUCUUCAAGUCCUAUCAUGACUGCACUGAGCAGAAGGUCUACCAGGCCACAACCGAGGAUCUGCCAUCUGCAUUCCAGGAUGGUACGCGUAGUGGUGGGAAAGGAGACAAUCUGUGGAUAGUGGAGGGUAGCGGAGGUCUGGGGAUCCGGCAGGUGAAGAUCCACGCUCGCUAUCUGGGCACGUCCAUCAUUGUACGUCAGGUGGGUCGCUACCUGACCUUCGCGAUUCGCAUGCCUGAGGACUUAGCGGAGGAGAACGGGGGCCUGCAGCUGUGCCUGCAUGGCUGUCCACGCAGUGAGGUCAUCAAGGCCCACAUACUGAACCGCCAACAGAGUCUUCGUCCGCCGCGACUCAUGGGUGAGUGGUAUGGGGAGGAGGAUCCUGGCGAGCUGCAGCCAGGCCCCUCGGCACAUAUGGACAUGUUGGAACGUGCCACCACUAAGUGUCGAGAGAUGCUACAGGUGGAGGAUGUUUACUUCCAAUCGUGUGUAUUUGAUCUUCUCACGACAGGUGACCCGGAAUUCUCCAAGGCCGCAUAUGGUGCCCUAGAGGACCUUAAGGCACUUCCACCCAGCACUCUGAAACAGAGUUCACCCAGGACUCCACCUGUUUUUAACAAAGGAGCAGUUGUUAUACCCUCUGUAUUUGUUGCUCUGCUACUACUUCUGUUGCUGAACUGAAAGAGCUGGUCAAGAUGGCAAAUUGAUGAUCGAUAUCCACCAAGGGACUGUCCUUCAGCUUUAAAGUCCUCCUGGUUAUUUCUCUUGCUUUAAAGGAUAGUUCCGCCAAAAUUUUGUGUUUUACACUUAAAGCUGUCCAUCAGUCAAAAAAAAAAAUGAAACCAGCACUUGCGUGCAACCUGAAAAUGGGCCCAAGUCAUCGUACUUCCAUUUAAACCUGCUGUGUUUUAUUCUUCAAAAUGGGAUAACAGCAAAACACUACAGGCUUUCCGAAUAUGAAAUCAACAGAGGGGCUUUAGUCUGGAAACGAUGAAGUCAGCUAAUCUGCAUAUCACUUAGAUUAUUAUAGAUUAAGCUCUCAGCAGUGGAGACCUUCAAUAAGGACUUCGCUAAUGGGUGAAAGAAAUAUUGCGAGACAGUGCAAGAAGGUUUAUUAUCGUAAAGGACAGGUAGGGUGCUUAGGUGCACUUCAAACUGUCUACUCUGAUAUACCAACCGCAGCACUGAGGUUCACUGACAAUGUUUGUCAUCUACACGGGAUCCAACAACUACAUGAAAUGCUACCUACCCAUAAAUAUUUUGGUUCUGGGUUGAUAAAAUCCAUACAUAAAGCUGCACAGGUACAGUCAUGUUGACCAGACAGAAAGAAAUAAAAAACUUCAAGCUGCUCUGUGUAUUAAGGUUAAAAAAGAAACAAAAAAAAUGUAUUGUUUUUAUAUAAUAAUAUAUUGAAAGAGUGUAUAUAUGUGUUUUAUAAUGUGUACAUUUACCUGUGUAUAGAUGAUAAUGUUUUAAAUGUGAUAUGUUUUGAAGCUGUUUCACCUAGCUAGAUAUUUUUGUUUAGUUUGUAUAAGACAACUAAUCUGUGUUUUAUUGUGUAAUCUGUUGUUUUUCCAUAUAAAAAAAAACAAACAA
Xyrauchen texanus (razorback sucker) is the source of this 2376-nucleotide messenger RNA. RefSeq names its product RGM domain family, member D (gene rgmd). The coding region runs from base 22 to 1461 and encodes 479 amino acids. The transcript is spliced from 5 exons. The record is from RefSeq and is a predicted model, not a curated record. Gene Ontology annotation, biological process: BMP signaling pathway. Gene Ontology annotation, molecular function: coreceptor activity. NCBI's taxonomy places the organism in Eukaryota, Metazoa, Chordata, Actinopteri, Cypriniformes, Catostomidae. Gene Ontology annotation, cellular component: plasma membrane.